CGUUUGCGCAGAAUCGUAAGAAGUUUGCUCGGUUGGCCGUCCACUCACUACGUCUGACUUUACGACAACAGCUUUGAAGGUAACGUGUGAUAUGACGUGGAGGUAGUGUUAGCUUCGAUAUCUUUCGUUAACUUACAAUGGAAAAAACUAUUUGUGAGAGCAGAUCGAUUUAGUCUCACAGUUUGCCAUCAUCAUCACUAGUAGGUAGCUUUUACCAGGAAUACAAACCCAGAAGACUGGGAAAUCUACUCUCUUGACCAUGGAUCCACCUAGCUAAGCGGUAGCCUAGAUAGCUUGCUAAUCAACUGGUGUGGAAACUGCGAACGAUGACUUUUCCUGUCAGAAACAUCUUAAGGUUUUGCUGGAGAGGUCACCUAUCUGUCGAUGAUUGACAGGGCAGAUCUUGGGAAGUUUGUCAGCGUAAAAGAAACAGAAACCGAAGCUAGUUAGAGUAGCUAGUUUGCUAGCUAACUACUCCCCAGCCGGUUUAAGCGACAGCGUACCCAUUCAGCUUGAAGAAAAGGCGAGCUGUCAAAAUGGGCUCGUUGUUCCGAAGUGAAGAGAUGUGUUUGGCCCAGCUGUUUCUGCAGUCCGGUUCAGCAUACGACUGUAUCAGCGAACUAGGAGAAAUGGGCCUUGUAGAAUUCAGAGACCUCAAUCCUAGUGUCAACUCCUUUCAACGCAAAUUCGUCAGCGAGAUCAAAAAAUGUGAAGAGAUGGAAAGAAUUCUAGGUUACCUUCUGAGGGAAAUCAAGAGGGCCGGCAUUCCACUGCCCGAGGACGAGGUGAACCCAGUUGCUCCUCUACCCAAGCACGUUCUGGUCAUCAUGGAGCAGCUGCAGAGGCUGGAGGUGGAGCUUGGUGAGGUCACCAGGAACAAGGAGAAGCUGCAGAAGAACCUUCUGGAACUGACGGAGUACACGCACAUGCUACGCAUCACACGCAACUUCGUGCACCGGAGCAUCGAGCGAGAGCCCAUGCAGGCCCAGUAUGAGGAGUUCCCCUUUCUGGAGAAGGACACCAUGAUGGACUACACCAGCAUGCAGAGGCUAGGGGCCAAGUUAGGGUUCAUCUCAGGGCUGAUUCAGAGGGUGAAGAUCGAAGCAUUUGAGCGCAUGCUGUGGAGAGUGUGUAAGGGUUAUACUAUACUCAGCUACUGUGAGAUCGACGAAUAUCUGGAGGAUCCCCACACUGGGGAGCUGACCAAAAGCGUGGUGUUCCUCAUCUCCUACUGGGGAGAGCAGAUCGGACAGAAGGUCAAGAAGAUCUGCGACUGCUACCACUGUCACCUGUAUCCGUACCCCAACAGCAACGAGGAGAGGACCGAUGUGGUGGAGGGCCUGAGGACUCGGAUCCAGGACCUGCACACUGUACUGCACAGGACGGAGGACUACCUGAGACAGGUGCUCAACAAGGCGUCCGAGUCCGUCUACACCUGGGUGAUUCAGGUGAAGAAGAUGAAGGCCAUCUACCACAUCCUCAACCUCUGCAGCUUUGACGUCACCAACAAGUGCCUCAUCGCCGAGGUGUGGUGUCCCGUCAACGACCUUCCGGCCCUGAGGGGGGCACUAGAGGAAGGCUCGAGGAAGAGUGGAGCCACGGUGCCUUCCUUCGUCAACCGUAUCCCUAGCAACGACACUCCGCCCACGCUGGUACGGACCAAUAAGUUCACGUCUGGCUUCCAGAACAUAGUGGAGGCUUACGGGGUGGGAACCUACAGAGAAGUCAACCCAACCCCGUACACGAUCAUCACGUUCCCCUUCCUGUUUGCGGUGAUGUUUGGGGAUCUGGGUCACGGCGUGAUCAUGUCUCUGUUUGCCUUCUGGAUGGUUCUGUACGAGAACAACCGCAAAUUGAAGCGCACCAGGAACGAAAUCUGGAACAUCUUGUUUGAGGGCCGCUACAUCAUCUUCAUGAUGGGACUGUUCUCCAUCUACACGGGCCUCAUCUACAACGACUGCUUCUCCAAGUCACUGAACAUCUUUGGCUCGGGCUGGAGCGUGGGGGCCAUGUACAGGGGCGGAGUCUGGUCGGAAGCUGUGGUCAGGGGCAGUUCUACUCUGUCCCUUGAUCCCAACGUCACGGGCGUCUUCAAGGGACCCUACCCUCUGGGCAUCGACCCGAUCUGGAACCUGGCAUCCAACCGCCUCACGUUCCUCAACUCCUACAAGAUGAAGAUGUCCGUGAUCCUGGGGAUCUGUCAGCUCAGCUUUGGGGUGAUCCUUGGAGUCUUUAACCACCUGCACUUUAGGAACAGGUUCAACAUUGUCUUGGUGUUCAUCCCGGAGCUGCUCUUCCUGCUGAGUCUGUUUGGCUACCUGGUCUUCAUGAUCGUCUACAAGUGGCUGGCCUUCUCUGCUCACACCUCCAGAGACGCCCCCAGCAUCCUCAUCCACUUCAUCAACAUGUUCGUCAUGCAGGACAACGGUGUGCAGCCCCUUUUCCCAGGACAGAGUGGUCUCCAGGUGUUCCUGCUGAUUGUUGCCAUGCUGUCCGUGCCCGUGCUGUUGCUAGGGAAACCGGUCUACCUCUACUGGCUGCACAACGGCAGCACUCGCCUGGGGAUGUACAGGGGCUACGAGCGUGUGCGGCGCGGCAGCGAGGAGGAGCUGUCCCUGCUUAGGGCCAGUGACAUGGAGGAGGGCAGCGAUCUGUCCAGCAGCAGAGAGACGCAAGCAGAGUUUGACUUUGGGGAUGCGUUCCUGCACCAGGCUAUCCACACGAUAGAGUACUGCCUGGGCUGCAUCUCCAACACGGCCUCCUACCUGAGGCUCUGGGCCCUCAGCCUGGCCCAUGCCCAGCUGUCGGAGGUGCUGUGGUCCAUGGUGAUGCGUGUGGGUCUCCGGAUGGACACCAGCCUGGGGAUCGUGUUUCUGGUGCCUCUGUUUGGGCUGUUUGCCGUCCUCACUGUGUCCAUCCUGCUGGUCAUGGAGGGACUGUCGGCCUUCCUCCACGCCCUCAGACUGCACUGGGUGGAGUUCCAGAACAAGUUCUACAGCGGCGCAGGAGUCAAGUUUAUUCCCUUCGCCUUCUCCCUCCUGCCCUCGAGCUUCGAGCACGACGGCUUGCUGUGAAGGCGCCCUGCAGACAAACACAGCCAGUACGGCUCCACAGACACCAUGCUCAUGCUUUCCUCUGUACUAUUCGCACUGACUGCCUUACAGAAGUACAACCAAAUGUUAGCAUUGUGCUCUAUUUUCAGUGUGUGGAUAUUGACGUGUAAGGAUUUUUUUUCUUCAUUUUGAAAACUGAAAAAAAAAAAAAGAAUGUAGAUUCGGCAUUAUUAGAACAGUGGAGGGAUAUUAUAUGGUUUGAAGGGAGAUUAAGGUUGAAACCACAGCGAUCCCAAUCGAAUGUUUCCAUACUGUGAAGCGAACAGGAUGUCCACACACGUUGCCUUUCCCUUCCCUGCUAUGUGGAACUUUUUCUCCAAACCGGCACAUUCCAUGGAGAGAAAUUAAAAGACUGCAAUUUAGCACGGGAAGAAGGAACCGAUAAUCUCACCGUGUCCAUUAGCCUUCAGCUGGAUAAUGUUGUUUAACAUGUCUGUGAAGGGUAUUGUACCCUUUAGACAAAUCACGAAUGAGUAUCGUGCAUUUGUUAUUGGAUUUGUGUCAAUGGGGUGUUCGUUCCUCGUGAGAGAAGCGGAGCUUGUUGGUUUUAAUUGUGCUUUUUUGCAGUACAUGUGAUUACUGUGUAACGCUGACUUUUAUAGGGAGGGGGGGGGGGGGGUUGACCAUGUCACUGGAAACAUUAACUUUUCUGCGUAGAUGAAGUUGUGAUAGGUUUAUCACUAUAGACAACAAAAACAUGUCCAAAUACUGUUUGGUAAACUACUUCUCUUUAUCUAUUACAACCACUAAUUCUUCUGGACUUGUGUAACAAAGAAUCAUUGGUAACACUCAAUGGUGUAUGGUUGUUGAGGGGUUGUUAAAUGUCUUCUAAUGCAGUAUUCGUAAAUGAUUUGGAAUCUUAUUUAUUUAAAGAAAAUAACUGGUUCAUUAAGAAAUCGUUAAACACUAAUUUUCAUGUUGAUACAUUCCUAUAUUUUGCAUUUGCUGGAUUGUUUUCUAUCUUAUACGGUUGAAGAUGUAAACAUGUGUCUUGUCAAUAAAGUUGAUUUCAUCUUAA
This is a messenger RNA of Osmerus eperlanus (European smelt), 4131 nucleotides long. RefSeq names its product ATPase H+ transporting V0 subunit a2b (gene atp6v0a2b). Gene Ontology annotation, biological process: vacuolar acidification; proton transmembrane transport. Lineage: Eukaryota; Metazoa; Chordata; Actinopteri; Osmeriformes; Osmeridae. Bases 537 to 3074 code for a protein of 845 amino acids. Gene Ontology annotation, molecular function: proton-transporting ATPase activity, rotational mechanism; ATPase binding. The record is from RefSeq and is a predicted model, not a curated record. The transcript is spliced from 20 exons. Gene Ontology annotation, cellular component: plasma membrane; vacuolar proton-transporting V-type ATPase complex; vacuolar proton-transporting V-type ATPase, V0 domain.